This is a messenger RNA of Adineta steineri, 1311 nucleotides long. The record is from the annotation of a GenBank genome assembly. NCBI's taxonomy places the organism in Eukaryota, Metazoa, Rotifera, Eurotatoria, Adinetida, Adinetidae.
AUGGAAGCAUUCGUUAAAAUGAAUUGGUUAUCAUAUGUUGUACCAAAUUUUAAAUCAGCAAAGUAUGUUCUUGAACAUAAUAAAUAUCUAACACUUAUUGAAUUACUUGAUGAAUCUCAACCGUAUCGUGAAUUGAAUCGACUUCAAGAUAUUGAAUUAUCAAAAUUAAGUAAUAAUGAUCCAAUUCUUUCAAGAAUACAAGGUUCUCUUAUUGGUCUUGCUGUUGGUGAUGCUCUUGGGGCCGCAGUGGAAUUUCGAUCAAAUGCUUAUAUGCAAAAGAAUCGUGUUAAAGAAAUGCAAGGAGGUGGUACCUGGGGUCUUCAAGCCGGUCAAUGGACUGAUGAUACAUCGAUGGCACUUUGUCUAGCUGCUAGUCUUAUUGUUAAAAGUGGUUUUGAUGAUUAUGAUCAAUUAGUACGAUAUAAAUGGUGGUAUAGAAAAGGUUAUAUGUCUUCAACUGGUUCAUGUUUUGAUAUUGGUAAUGCUACACGUGCAGCAAUUACAAAAUUUGAAAAUCGUCAACGUCAAAGUGCACAACAAUUAGGUAUAUCAACUUCUGAACAUUAUCUAGAUCGAAUAAUUGGAGAAAAACGUUCACAAAUUAAUUUCAAUGCAAAAUGUGGUGAUCUUAAAGCUGCGGGUAAUGGUCCACUUAUGCGUUUAGCACCUAUACCUUUAUUUUAUUAUCGUUCAAAAUCAAAAGCAAUAGAAAAUGCUGCUAAUAGUGUAAGUCUGACACAUGGUGAUAAGAAAGCAAUUGAUGUAUGUCGAUUUUAUUCAGCACUUAUUUGGAAUGCUAUCAAUGGUAUAUCGAAAGAAAAUCUUUUAAAUCAAAAAUUUUAUUAUAAUAAUUUCAAAUUAUCUUUUGAUAAAGAUGUUAUGAAGAUAAUUCAAGGUUCAUAUAAGAAAAAACAUGGAUAUGUCGAUGGUAUACGUGGUAAAGGUUUUAUAUUAAAUUCACUUGAAGCUGCUCUAUGGGCAUUUUAUAAUGAUGAAAAUUCGUUUGAAAAAGGUGUUCUUCUAGCUGUUAAUUUAGGUGAUGAUACUGAUACAACAGCUGCUAUUUAUGGACAACUUGCUGGUGCUGUAUAUGGUAUUGAAGGAAUUCCAAAACGUUGGCGUAAUCGAUUAUUUCAAAAAGAUUUUAUUCUUACUCUAGCUAAUGGAUUAUAUAUAAAAGGAAAAACAUUUGAUCGUCCGAGACGAACAUCAGAAGUAAUAGACGAUGUUCAAGAAGAUAAACAUAAAACUAAAAAAAGUAAUAUCAAAUCUUCUAAGGGAGCAGCACAUAUAAUUUCUGAAUGCAAAUAA